Molecule: messenger RNA, 1568 nt
Organism: Durusdinium trenchii
Lineage: Eukaryota; Dinophyceae; Suessiales; Symbiodiniaceae
Source: the annotation of a GenBank genome assembly
AUGUCAAACUCCAACCUGUUCUUGCCAGGGUGCAGCGUUGCCUAUGGUUUGAAGCUGAGUUUGUUGUGGGCGAAAGUCCAUUCACUGCAAGACUGCAAGUUGGCUUGGGACUGCUUGGGAUUCCAUGUCAGUGCCAAAAAGCAACAACAACUGGUAUCCAAAUUAUCUAUACAAGAAUUGACGCCAGCUACGCCAGCUAUUCAAUGCACUUGGUGUCGGCGCAAGAGCUUGCCAAAUGAUUCUGAGGCAGACCAUGAGCAAUCCCUGGAGGAUGAAAGCACCGAACGACUACAUCAAGAGCUUUCAGGCGUGACUCCUGAUGGCACUCCAGGCUGCCACUGCCUGGAGUUUGAUUCUUGGUGGAACGAAGGCAAGCAAAGACGCUUCGUGUACAUCAGGUAUAGCAUCACCGAAGGCGCCUUUCAGAUGGCGAUUGAUGAGGAUAGCAACCUCUACCACGUGCCUGUGGCAUAUGGCGCUCGCACGGGUGAGGCGGUGACCGCUUGGGAUUUGCAUGUGGGCGCAGAGGUGGACAUCCUGGGGCGCAUGACAACCCUGCAGCGGUGUUCGCAAACCACUGCCGAGUGGAACAAAUAUUGGGUGAGCUCCUCAAUCGGGUUCUUUGCUUCACGGAGAGUGAGUUCUUGCUCCCCAAAGGGCCAAAGAUGCCACGACAUGUCCAAAGUGGUAGAAACCAAAUCCGGUUCUGAGUGACUUGACCAAGUGAUUUGUGAGCCAGAUGCGUCUCUAGACUUCACACGGACGAUCCGUCCUGCAUGCCGGCAUACAGGUGCGAACCGUCACUGUGAGGCGAACCGACUGAUGCUACUUAGAGAUCGCCUUGCCGAGGACAGGAGGGUUUUCAGCUCGAUUCCUUUAAUAUCCUUGAAUUCUGGAAUCAAUCUUUGCGUAGCUCAGCUCUGCUUGAAAAAUACUCAAAAACACAUGUUUUUCAGCUUCGACGGUUUAGGGUGAAUCGCAGCUCUGAUCACCGUAAAUGUUGGACUCAAGACUCAAGUCGCUCAAGUCAGUCUGGGGGUUGGUUGGCCCUUGGUCCACUUGCAAGCCCAUUUGCAACCCUUGAGUAACAAACGGAUUGUUUGAGGUGCUUCCCAGUUUCUUCACUGCAGGCCCAAGCAUUUCUUCUUAAGUAAGCUGCUGUCCUGUGAUUUGGGUUGUUCUAAUUACUGUAAGUCCAGCCUUUCCAUGUUUUAUCUCUUGACUGUUGCACCAUGUUGGACCCAUUGCGCAUCCACAUGGUGGAAGGAGCUUAAAAAGCUGGCGCCUCAGAGUGUCAUACAUAUUAUGGUAAUUGAACUUGUUUGCACUUGAUUUGGGCAUCCGUCCAUAGCAAGACCUGGGUGCUUGAACCAAGACAGCUAAGACCCACGGAAACCCACUGCUGCACGCAUUCUAUGCCUUCUUUGAUAUGAGCCCUUCUGUAGUUGCUCGGGACCUCCAUGCUCUGGCAACAUGAAAUCACCGGCCGGAGACGCACACACCAGUGGCAUCAUACCAAACUUCCCAGCAGAUUUUGAGGUAUGACACCAGGAAAAAUGAUCCGUGGU